This is a messenger RNA of Gloeophyllum trabeum ATCC 11539, 1404 nucleotides long. RefSeq lists its product as uncharacterized. Gene Ontology annotation, biological process: actin filament polymerization. The record is from RefSeq and is a predicted model, not a curated record. Gene Ontology annotation, cellular component: actin filament; cytoplasm. The coding region runs from base 1 to 1404 and encodes 467 amino acids. Lineage: Eukaryota; Fungi; Basidiomycota; Agaricomycetes; Gloeophyllales; Gloeophyllaceae. Gene Ontology annotation, molecular function: actin binding; microtubule binding. The transcript is spliced from 4 exons.
AUGGCUUCCGGGGUUUUCAUACCCGCGGAUUACGAUGAGGUGCCUGUAAUGUCUGAGUCACUUACACCUCCCCCUCCUUCUCCUGCUGUUUCUGAGGCUGAGUUGGACUCUGGAGCUGUUGCUCCUUCUAACCCUGGCUCUCCGCUGUCUUCCCCACCUGUGUCUGAUGCUCCCCUGCCUGCUCCAAAUGCUCCUGUACCAGCUCCACAUGCUCCACCCCCUCCACCUGCUGGCAAUGCUCCCCCACCUGCUCUCCGACGUAGCCGUCGGCACAAACGGGAGAUGCCUGUUGUGAUUCGCAGGUCCCGCGAUAACACCCCAGAGGACGAGGUGACUCCACCUGUGGAUCCUGCUCCUGUGGUGCCUACUGCUGGCACCGUAGACCCUCCUCCUGGAGUUGCGCGCCCACCCCAUGUCCGUAAAGAGCCACCUGCCCCAGUACGGUCCAAGGUGAUCAAGCCACAGCGCAAGAAUGUGAAUAAGGCGCAUUACGAGAAGUCUGUGGCCAUUGCCAAUGCCCAUAAACAGAAGCGUGUGCAGCAGGCCGAGGUCAUCGAUGCCAUCCAACAGGAUAAACAGAUCCCUACGUUCUCCAAGAGCUUCCAAGGUGCUUCAGCAAAGGAUGAGCGGGCAGCAGCCAUUCAGUAUGAGUAUGAUACAAGAUUGCUGUAUUGUGCAAAGACCAGGAGGGGGAUAUGUGAGAACUGCCCUCAGUCAGUGGCUCCAACGUCCACCUGUGCAGCUGGGCGUACCAUCAUUCUCUGGCGACCUCAGCCAACUUCGCAAGCAGAUGGUUCCCAGCCUUCAGUCCAGUUCACGUGUAUCCAUUGGGACUGCCUUUCAGUUGAUGCACGUAAGCGCUUUUACCUGGCUCCUGUCAGGCGACGAGAAAGGCGACUGGGCGAGGAGAUGAAGACCAAUAACCUGCAGAACCUGGAUGUGUCCAAACUCCGUCCAGCAGACCUGAGGUAUGUUCUUGACGACAUCAGGGACUGCCACGAUGGUUGUGGUCAGCAGGCGAGAAGCCUGGCACGCGAAGAGACCAAGAAGCUGCUCACUGCGAAGAAGCUCACCAUAGACAAGCAUAGGGCUGAGUACCGCAAGACGCGUAGUGAGGGGCAGAAGAUCAAGAUGGGUGCUACCAAGACAGCAAAAUCUGGAGGUCUGGCUGCGAAGCAUCGCCUCAAGUGGGAGAAGAGACAGAAGGCAAAGGAGAAGAAUGGUAAGGGCAAAGGCAAGGAUCAAGGGGAGGAUGAGUUCAUGGAGGUGGAUGAUGUGGACAAGGGUGAGGGGUCCAGCAAGAGGAAGGAGGCUGAGGAGGAGCCCUCCACUGAGGAGUCAGAUGAUGAGCCUAUGCAGGGAGGCAGGGAGUCCUCUGACAAUGACUAUGUGCCUGAGUUCUGA